AACCAAUUUCAGAAAUUAAGUCACAAUUAAUCUUCAAACCUAACCCUAUCCCAGUUUCAGAAAUUAACUCACAAUUACUAGCUUAUAUUAAAUAUAAAACAUAAGAAGCCAAGAAAGGAUUUUUCCGUCCGCUUGUAACACCAAAAGGCCAACAAAUUUUGGGGCGUUUUAUGAAGACAGUCCCAACAAACCACUAUGUAUUUCGAUUUCUUUCAAGAGAAAUUACACUCGUAAAUAUAUAUGAUACAUAAAGAACACAUCUUUUCUCUAUUGUUAUUUUUUUAGUAACUUCAUAUCCUCUGACUGAUGUUUAUGCUACUUUUUCUUUGCCACCUUUCCUUGUAAUUAACUCUUCUUUCCUUUCAAAACCGGGCCAAGCAUUUGAUCCUUGAUUCCUCCGGUGUUGCGUAUUUAUACUAAUAACAGAGUAAUCGAGUUGUUCAUAAUGGCUGCAACUGUAUUUCACCAAGCACUUGCUACGCUUCAAUCCAAUUGUUACCUUGGUGUUUCGGGUCUCAGUCAGGAAAAUGGGAAUGCUUCAUUUAGGUUGAUAUCGAAAGGUGUUAAGCUAGAUAUCAAUCUGUUGGGAAGACGAACUUACUGCUCUAGGAAGAGAACUUUUAGCAUUAUUGAGGCCUCAACUUCUCAGACUACAAUUUUCGGUUCUGUUUCUUCUCCAUCAAAUGGAGCAACAAGUGACUCGGGAAAAAAAUCAAGUGAAGCUGCAUUGAUCUUGAUUAGGCAUGGUGAAUCCAUGUGGAAUGAGAAGAACUUGUUCACAGGUUGUGUAGAUGUGCCACUAACCAAGAAGGGUGUAGAAGAGGCUAUCGAAGCUGGCAAAAGAAUCAGCAGCAUUCCUGUUGAUAUAAUCUAUACAUCUGCUUUGAUUCGUGCGCAGAUGACUGCCAUGCUUGUCAUGACUGAACACCGUCGCAAGAAGGUUCCUAUUAUUUUGCACAAUGAAAGUGAGCAAGCGAAAGCAUGGAGUCAAAUUUUCAGUGAAGAUACCCAUAAACAGUGCAUUCCAGUUGUAACAGCUUGGCAACUAAAUGAAAGAAUGUAUGGGGAAUUACAAGGUCUCAAUAAACAGGAAACUGCUGAAAGAUAUGGGAAGGAGCAAGUUCAUGAAUGGCGACGCAGUUAUGAUACACCUCCACCAAACGGCGAGAGCUUGGAAACGUGCGCUGAGAGAGCUGUUGCGUACUUUACGGAUCAUAUUGAGCCCCAACUUCUAUGUGGGAAAAAUGUAAUGAUUGCUGCGCACGGGAAUUCACUGAGGUCAAUCAUCAUGUAUUUGGACGAACUGACUUCGCAAGAGGUUAUUAGCUUGGAGUUAUCGACUGGGAUACCGAUGCUUUACAUUUUUAAAGAGGGAAAAUUUAUUCGAAGAGGCAGCCCUGUGGCGCCAAAUGAAGCAGGCGUUUAUGCUUACACUAAGAGGUUGGCUCAAUACAGGCAAAGGUUGGACGAGAAGUUUCAAUCUUAGAUUGGAGGUAUGAGAAAAUUUACGGGUCUUCUACACUUGAACUCUUUAGCCUCAACUCCAAGGCUGUCCUCUCCUUUGCUGCUGCUUGCCUUCCGUUUGGUUUCUACUAACUCCUCCCUAUUCAAAGUCUAAAAGAAAUGCAUUUGCAGACACUCUAGUCCUGGUUUUUGUACCUCCUGUAUGUCCUGAUAUAGCUUAGUUGUUUCACUUGCACCUUUUAAAAGUUUUACUAUAGAAAUACUUGAAUUCUGUAUUGUAAUAUAGAGUUGAAACGACUCUUGAUUAAUGAUAAGAGAAGUACGUGUCAUGGAUGCCGAAAUGCCCUUGUAAUGGCUUUUUCGUCUGUGAAUUUGGAUUUUGAAAUGCAGUUUUCUUCGGCAAGACGAUGCACAAUUAUAUGAGAAAUGGGAGUAAUAUGAUGUUAUUUUGAGUGAA
Messenger RNA from Olea europaea var. sylvestris, 1921 nucleotides. RefSeq names its product 2,3-bisphosphoglycerate-dependent phosphoglycerate mutase-like. The record is from RefSeq and is a predicted model, not a curated record. Gene Ontology annotation, molecular function: intramolecular phosphotransferase activity. NCBI's taxonomy places the organism in Eukaryota, Viridiplantae, Streptophyta, Magnoliopsida, Lamiales, Oleaceae. The transcript has 9 exons. The coding region runs from base 446 to 1486 and encodes 346 amino acids. Gene Ontology annotation, biological process: glycolytic process.